Molecule: messenger RNA, 3456 nt
Organism: Xyrichtys novacula (pearly razorfish)
Lineage: Eukaryota; Metazoa; Chordata; Actinopteri; Labriformes; Labridae
Source: the annotation of a GenBank genome assembly
CAGGUGGAGCGGAGACAAAGCGCCAUUCUUACAUUUCCUGUGGUCAUCAGAGUGAGUACAAGCUUUAGAGACAUAUCUGAGUUUUAGUUGCUUCAUAACAACGACAGAAAGAUUUCAGACUUUGACCGGAAAUUUUGUGGAUCUAAUAGAAACAGGUGGACGCUGUGAGGCAGCGAGAGAUGGCCGAGGCCGCAAGUAUUGAACUCUUUGUAAAGGUAAGACCUACAAUACGUGACAGGUGUUGAUACAAAGCAUAACAGGUGUGGAUCAGGGAUACUAUACAGCAAUGUACAAUCAUUUCUUACAUAUCUAUACUUCUGUUGUUUUUAUUUAAGGAUAACUUACCUGACAUUGAGUAAACUUAGUGUUAGUAUGACUAAUAUGUGAGUAAAACAGCAGUUUCCAUCUAAAGUUUGUAUGUGUAUCAUAAUGAAACCUUAAAUAUGUCUAAAAUUAAAGCAUUCAAGAGCCUCUGUGAACCAGGACUGCUGGAGUUAAUGAAAAAAUAUUAUUUCAGAUGUAACAGUCUGUAGUAUUGAGGCAUAAUGCUGAUGUGAGGUCUUUUGGUUAACAGUUGACUAUAAAAGGAGGGCUCUCUGAUUUUAAAAUGGGUCCUUUUCAAAAGACUCCUGCUAAACCCACACUGAAAUGAUAUCAUCCUGUCAGACGCAAUUAUGUCGCAUUAAAGCAGAGAUUAAAAAACAAGUUUCAGAUACUGGGCUGUUUAAUCUGGGUGUAAAGCAACCUCAACCCUCCAUUUGAAAUUCCUCAGCGGUUGACUGUCAAAGCAGAGCAGGCUCGACAAGAUUACCUCUUCAGGUAUUCUUGCUCUGGUCAGACACCUUCUGUCCUGACGCCACAGUCAAGCUAAACAUGUCUGAACUUAAGAGUUUUAAGGCGGUGUCACAUCUUUCCGUUAAUGAAGUAAUAUGUGUGUGUCCAUCAGGCCAGUUUUGAUGCUGAGCGUGUGGGGCACUGUCCCUUCUGCCAGAGGAUCUUCAUGAUUCUGUGGCUAAAGGGGACCAGCUUUAAAAUCACCACAGUGGACAUGACAAGGUGAGGGAACAUUUUGACCUCCUGAAGUGGCUGAUCUUGGUUUUUUGACUGACAGGAGUUUAAUACAUGAACACUAAUAUCUUAUAAUAGAAAGUCAUGAGACAGAAAAAGAAAUAGUGGCCUUUGUGGUAAUAACAUGUCUUCAAAUGUAUAGGUGCUCAUGUUAUUAUCUCUCAGGGCUGCCUGUAAUUUUAAAGUUACUUCAAAGACUAUCUUGACGUGAAGCAUACUGUAUAUCUUGAGAUGCCAAGUAAAACUCACUACACCUCAGUAUCUUAUUUUCAAUGCAAUCAUCAGAGAGGUUUAAGAGGGGAAGCAAGCUAAACCGGCAUACAUCAGGGGCUAAAGGACUCAGCUAUAAUUAGUAGUAAUUUUAAAGAGACACAGAAAAGUAAAUAUGGCAUUUCUUUCCUUGACACUUUAAAAUAAAGCUGACACAUCCCAAAAACUUGGAGAACUUUAAAACCAGGCAGAAAAGAUGAAGCCUUGCAGCAAUGUUAACCAUCCUUUAUGCCAUCUCUAAAAGAUGAACAAUAAAGAAUUAAUGGGUUUAAGGCAUAGUAAGAGAUUAGAAUUAAGAGCAAAGUAGUUUGAUCGUGACAGUAAGAUAAAAGUUGAGGUCCGGAAGAUGGAUUUUCACUAUGAGUCUGGUUCUGCCCAGGGUCUCUGCCUGUUUUAAGUAACUACUAUUACCAAAUGUCGCUAAAGACUUGCUCAUAGUAAGCCUGUGAUGGGUCUCUUAAAUUAUACAAUAAAUAUAACAAUCUAGACCUCCUUUUUUGUAAAGAGUCUAAAGAUAACUUUUGACAUUAACUUAAACUCAAUAAUAAAAGCUGAUAGACUGAUUUAGAUUUUUUUCGAGUCUCAUUUCAGUGUCUGACAAGGUCAUUCAUAAUUCAAAACAGCAGACUCUGAUGGUAUUUUAAAGCUGCAGUUUCAUUAAUACUGUUCCAUUUUUAAUUAGCUACAAAAGCUGAUGAGGAAGAAGACUGACAACCACUAAUUGUUUUUAAAGCAUUAAACUGCUGCAGCAGGGGAGAUGGCAAACCAGGCGCAUAACAGAUAUAAAGCAGAAACAGCCUCUGUUGUAAACAGCUUUCAUGGCAAUGGUUCAGGAUGAGUGAUGAAUGUAUCAUCCUGCUGUGUUUUUUUUAUACUACAACACAGCAGGAUGAGGUUGUUUACAUAAAAACACUAGUUACAGACACAUAGGACAAGAUCUGUGAAUAAAUAUGAGGGACUAUUUUCCAGUCAUCAUGAAGACAAAUAUCAGAGUUUCCUCCAGUUGUUUUCAGUAAAUUAGAGUCCCAUUUGUUAACAUAUGACCCUUUUCCUACCUUUCUAAUCUAAACCUUUAUUCCUGUUCUGCCACAGGGCCCCUCCUGUGCUGAAGGCUUUGGCCCCAGGCUCUCAGCCGCCCUUUCUUUGCUACAAUGAUGAGGUUAAAACUGACACAAACAAGAUUGAGGAGUUCCUGGAGAAGACAUUAGCCCCACCACAGUGAGAAGACUGCAUCCUGUUGUCUUGUUAUCUCAUUGAUUACUUCACCUACAAGCUCUUAUGUUUUCCAUUUCACUACUGGCAGGUAUCCAAAAUUGUGCUGUCGGUACAAAGAGUCUAACGGGGCUGGAGAAGACAUCUUUCGGACAUUCUCUGCAUACAUUAAAAACCCCAACCCUGGGCUAAAUGAGAGUAAGGCAUACAUUUACACUUCACAAGGAGUUAUAGUCAUGCCUGUCUUAAGUUUGCCUAGUAAAGGAGCUUGUUACACCUUUGUUUUGUAUAGUGCGAGAGAAGAAAUUCCUUUCCACUCUGGUGGCUCUGAACCUUUACCUGGAGACGCCCCUUCCUCAUGAGCUGGACGAGAAUCCCAAUGCCACCAAGUCCUCACGCCUCUUCUUAGAUGGGGACAACCUCACUUUGGCAGACUGCAACCUGCUCCCUAAGCUCAACAUUGUCAAGGUGAGCAGGGAACAGCCCAGUUGAAAAUAGAAAACUAUUCUUUUUGUCCUCAUCAGAAAUGGAUCCAAACAGUUAUUCCCUUCUUUCAGGUGGUGUGUAAGCAUUUUCGUGACUUCGACAUCCCUGCUGAGCUACAAGGUCUCACACGUUACCUGGAGAAUGCCUACAAACGAGACGAGUUUCGUUACACAUGCCCACCAGAAUCAGAGAUAACCGAAGCUUAUCAAUCAGUGGCAGUGUACCUGAAACAACACAAGAGGUAAAGAUGAUGCAAUGCGAGUGUCGACAAAGAAGACUCAAUUCAGAUAUAUUGCGAUCUAUUGAGAUCUAUUGAGAAAAAGUGACAAGAUGCCUGAAAACUGUGUAGUUUGUGUUUUAUGUGUAGGAAAAGUAUGGUUCCAAAACACAUUUUUGCAAUGGCACAUCCACACAUUAGUG